This is a messenger RNA of Dovyalis caffra, 633 nucleotides long. NCBI's taxonomy places the organism in Eukaryota, Viridiplantae, Streptophyta, Magnoliopsida, Malpighiales, Salicaceae. The record is from the annotation of a GenBank genome assembly.
AUGGUUUCCAUUUCUCUCCUGCGCUUAUCUCCAAUUCCCACCCCAAAAACCCUAUCAAAACCUCGCCCCUUUUCUUCCUUCAACCCAUCCUCAAUUCCCUCUCUCAAAUUCCUCCCUAAAACCCGUCUGUCACGAAAGUCCAGUAUCGUCACCCGGAUGUCAUACAAUCCCACACCUGCCACAGAUCGGUUAGUCUCGGCCGUUUCUUACACUCUCCCUUUCUUUAACUCUCUCCAGUACGGCCGCUUCCUUUUCACCAAAUACCCAUCUCUGGCUCUCCUCGUUGACCCUCUAAUCCCUCUCUUAAGCCUCUACAGAUCAAUCCCAUAUGCGAGUUUUGUGGCCUUUUUCGCUCUCUACUUGGGUGUGGUGAGAAACCCAAGAUUUAGUCAGUACGUGAGGUUCAAUGCAAUGCAAGCUGUGACUUUAGAUGUUCUAUUGGUGGUGCCUUUGCUUUUGACCCGGAUCUUCAAUCCGGGUCGGGCCGGGUUAGGGUUUAAGUUGAUGGUUUGGGGUCAUAAUGCUGUGUUUUUGUUUAGUUGUUUCUGUUUUGUUUAUGGGUUGGUGAGUUCUGUUUUGGGUAAGACUCCUUAUUUGCCGUUUAUCGCUGAGGCUGCUGGUAGACAAGUAUGA